CACGGGGCGCGCGCGGGCGCAGGAGCUGAGUGGACGGCUCCAGACGGCGGCGCGUGCGGCAGCUCCCGAGAGCAGGGAGCUGCAGGCUGGGCUGCGUUUCCAGCAGGAGCUGCGAGCUCAGAGCCGGCGCACAGCAAGAUGCUCGCGGUGCCCGCCGUAUUGUGUGUGUGUGCAGCCGCUUGGUGCAGUCAGGCUCUCGCGGCCGCCGCGGCCGUGGCUGCGGCCGGGGGGCGGUCGGACGGCGGUAAUUUUUUGGAUGAUAAACAAUGGCUCACCACAAUCUCUCAGUAUGACAAGGAAGUCGGACAGUGGAACAAAUUCCGAGACGAUGAUUAUUUCCGCACGUGGAGUCCAGGAAAACCCUUCGAUUUAGCUUUAGAUCCAGCAAAAGACCCAUGCUUAAAGACGAAAUGUAGUCGCCACAAAGUAUGCAUUUCUCAAGAUUCUCAGACUGCAGUCUGCAUUAGUCAUCGAAGGCUAACACACAGUAUGAAAGACGCAGGAGUAGGCCACAAGCAGUGGAGAGCCCUUGCAGCCCCCAGCUGCAGCCUGUGCCCCAUGGUCUCCACCAGCCCUGUGUGCGGUUCCGACGGUCACUCCUACUCUUCUCAGUGCAAACUAGAAUACCAGGCGUGUGUCUUAGGAAAACAGAUUUCAGUCAAAUGUGAAGGACGGUGCCCAUGUCCUGCUGAUAAGUCCACAAGUACAAGCAGAAAUGUUAAAAGAGCAUGCAGUGACCUGGAGUUCAGAGAAGUGGCAAACAGAUUACGGGACUGGUUCAAAGCUCUUCACGAAAGUGGAAGCCAAAACAAGAAGACCAAAUCGCUACUGAGGCCUGAAAGAAGCAGAUUUGAUACAAGCAUUUUACCUAUUUGCAAGGAUUCACUGGGUUGGAUGUUUAAUAGACUUGAUACAAACUAUGACCUACUGCUGGACCAGUCAGAGCUUGGAAGCAUUUACCUUGAUAAGAAUGAACAAUGUACCAAGGCAUUCUUCAAUUCUUGUGACACAUACAAGGACAGUUUGAUAUCAAACAAUGAAUGGUGCUACUGCUUCCAGAGACAGCAAGACCCACCUUGCCAGACGGAGCUCAGCAAUAUUCCCAAGCGGCAAGGUGUAAAGAAACUCCUGGGACAAUAUAUUCCCCUGUGUGAUGAAGAUGGCUACUACAAGCCUACACAAUGCCAUGGCAGUAUUGGGCAGUGCUGGUGUGUUGACAGAUACGGAAAUGAAGUAAUAGGAACCAGAAUAAAUGGUGUGGCCACCUGUGCUCUAGAUUUUGAGAUCUCUGGAGAUUUUGCAAGUGGAGACCUCCAUGAAUGGACUGAUGAUGAAGACGAAGCAGAAGACAUCAUGAAUGAUAAAGAAGAAAUUGAAGAUGAUGAUGAAGAGGAAGGGGAUGACGACGACGAUGGUGAUGAACACGAUGGAUACAUUUGAUCACUGAGACCUGAAGUCAAUGAAGCUUACAUUUCUAAUAUUCACAAAGUGAUAGCUUACCGAUAAUUACCUUCCUGCUAUCAAACAAAAUGAUUCUCAACCUGACAUCUAUUUUGUAUAAUUAUUUCAAAUAUUGCAGCUAAAAGUCAUAGAACUUUAUGUUUAAAAAAGAAUAAUUUAUUCUCAAUUUUUAUAUGCCUUAGAGAAAAAGAAAAUACAUAUGGAAGAUAGCCAGACAAAAGAAAGUUGUGAAGAGCUACUACAACAAAUUUUUCAUAAAAACAAACUUAUAAAUGUUCUACAAAGUAACAACCAACAUUGCUUGGGCUGUUACAUUCUGCUUUUAUGAAAGAUACUUUGAGUUAAAUUUAUGGUAACUUACAUGUGACAUGGAACUCAAGAAUUUUACAAAGUUAUGCAUGACUUUAAUCACAGAUCCAAGUAGCGUCUUCCCAAACAUCAGGGUACAUGAGAGAGACACCACAUAGUUUAAACAAAAUGACCAUUGUAGAAUCCUUAUUAAUGAUGUUUUCUGAAUAUGAUAGGAUAUUUUGUAAAGUGACAAGUAUGAAAAAUAAUGGAUACUGAAAGGUAAACCUUAGUUAACCUUUCUAAUUUUUAUUUUAAUCUGAGUGGCAGUCUCAUGUAUAUUUUUGAAUAUUCUGAAAUAGCAUGAUUUCUGUAUUUCUCUAUGCUUCUGACCAGCAAUUAAGGAAUAUGCUUUAAAUUACAAGACAGAGAGAAAGAUUUAUUUCUGCCAUAUUUUCAAUAAUGGAUUUUCAUUUGCCCCACGGUCAAAUUUUAAAAUAUUAAUUCUGAUUUAUUUACUGAUCUAGGUAAAAUUUGCAUUUAAUCUUAGAAUUAUGCCAUUUUUGUUAGUAGUGCUGAGAUUUAGAGAACGUAUUGUACGGUGUCUUGCAAACAAUAGAAAUAGAAAGGUUUAGCAUGCAUACCAAUAUAGGAUAUUAGGCAAUAUUUAAGCACACCUAAUUAACAAAUUAACAGUAAAGGUAUUGCAGCUGGAAUGAAGAAAUUGGAAUAUGUUUCUUUCUUUUUUUCUAUUGUUACAUAAUUGCCAUGUGGACUUGUUUAUAAUUAAUGCAUAGAGUGGCAUUUAAGAUUUACCUGUAGCAAAAAUUACUUUAAUUGCUAUAUUUUAGUUAGCAUGUUAAUUACUUGUGUAGACAUUUUGGCACACCAUCACUUUUACAUAUAUCAGACCAAUGGUUUAGCGCCCAUAAUAAAAAUGGAGACUCUUGUUAAAUAACACAUAAUGCUAUCUUUACUUUCAACAGUGAAUUAACUGAUUUAAUGUUAUAAUAGUCAUUGAAAAGCAAAACUGUUGGAUUCGUUCCAUUUAAUUUAUAAACACUAAAUAAAAACUUUAAUGUUGACCUUACAUAAUAUUUCAAGUACAAUGCAUUUUCUUUUUUACUGUUUAUGUAUAGUUUAAAAAUAAAAAAAAAUCUUAUAACCAAAGUAAAUUGUUCUUAAUGAUUUUCCUUGGGCAUAUAUAUGGUAACAUGAAUGUUUUUAAACAUACUUCUCAGUUUUUAAGAUAGAGAUAUUACUACCUUGGGAAGGGUUUCUGGGUCUUAUUUUUCUUAUUGAAUGUUGUAUUUUCAGGUAUGAUAAAAUUAUUUUUUUUGCUUUGCCUUAAUUUCAUGUUUUCCUAAUUUGUGAAGUAAAUCAUUUUCAUCCUUGAAGGGAUAGCAUCUUUUAAAACCAUUUCUGUCAUAUGGUACAUAAUUUCUUUAUCUAAAACUCUAGGAAUAGCGUCUUUGUAAAGUAUUUAGAUAGCACUAUCUAUUUAAUGAAUUGAACAUUUCUAUUUUAUUGAAGUAUAGCUAGUGAAUUGGUUGGGGAAAGACCAAAAGACAAAUUCUAUACAAAAAUUUAACAAAUUAAUUUAGAGUAAUGGAUAUAGUAGCCUUGAAGUUAAGCAGUUUUUGAAAAUUUCACUUUCAAUAUUCCCAGCAAAGGAACCAACUCAAUAGCAAAUAUUAAACUGAAAAUGUAAAAAUAAUGCAUUUUAUAUAAACUAUUUAUGUACAACGUAUUUGUAUGUUUGUAUAUGAAUUGUAUUUGUGAUAUAUUUUAGGCCACUUGAUCAUAUUUUAAUUCAUUUUUGGAUAUUUUCAGUCAGUGAAAUUUUAUUUCAGCAUUUUUUAACAGUAAAUAUGAAGAUUGGGCAUCUGUAGUAAACCAGUUACUACUUAGGGCACAAGAGGCUCAUUAGUGAACAAUGUAAACAUGAUGUUAAUGCAAAAUAGAAGAUAUUUUCCAAAUCCAAACAAAAUGCAGUUUCAUGUUUCAUUGAAAUAAAUCAAAGAUAUUUCCUCUAUUUAAUUUAAAUGAAUAUUGAAGUGUUUUGAAAUUCUAUGUCUUUAACAAAAAUCUUCAAGUAUUGUUUUAAUUAAAAAUAAUUCAAUUAUCCUAAUAUUUUUCCUCUUUACAUUGAAUUUUGAUUCAUAGACAUGAAAUCACACUAACAGGCUUCAUUUCUGUAGUUUUAAUUUGAAAAGAUACAUGCAAGUGAAGAAUUAAACAACAUUCUGGAUCACAGAAAAUUAUAAUUAGAGCAGUGGAGAAAAGAGUAAAUUAUAUACAUAAAACACACACUGUUUCUGAUGCAUCACAAUAUGUUACAUAAAUUUAUGAAUGCUUUAUUUUGUGCAUAUUAGCAUAACCAUUUGAGUAUGCUGCAGAGCAUGAUGGAAGAAAUAAACUACAUUUAAAAUGAACAUAAAGCAUUAUAAUUUUGAUCAAAAUGAUAUGUGGCCUGAAGUAAACUCUGUGUUACUGCCAAUAAUGUACUACAAUAAAAUUAAUCUAUUCAUUAAGAACAGCCUAAAUAAUUAAUAAAACAGCUGCCAAAUGUACUUUAUUUUCUAUAUAUACUCUAUUUAUAUAAAGCUAAAAAGUAUGUGAAAACAACACAUAAGGAUCAAUCCUGCUGAGAGUUUAUUUAGAAAGGGUUUAGAGAAAAAUAUAAAUAUUUGUUUCAUAUGAAAUAUUUUGAUGACUUCUUUCAUGUAAAAGAAAUGAUGCUUCAGUUUCUGAAAUAAGUAAUCCAGGUCUUUCUACAUAAACCAGUUUUCAAGAUGUACUAAUUGGGGGAAAAGUGUAUAACUGAAUGAAAUCAGCAGAACAAGUUUUGGUAAUGUUUGUUUUGCCUGAUACAUGUGUACAUGCAUCCAUGUACAUACAUGACAACUUUAAUUUUGGGCUUCCAACUUAAAAAAUUGAGUUGGUCACAUUAAUAUCUCCUUUCCUUUGUUUAUAAUGAAUUAUCUGAGCAAUCAUAGCAUAGAUUGCCCAAAUGAAGUGAGAAAACUCAAAAAUUUAGAAUAUUGAAUGUGGUAUAAAGUUAUAAAUAAAUGAAGAGACCCUGUAGCAAACUUUUUUCAACAUUGUUUUAAACCUAAUAACUAAUAUCAAGGUGGAAGUAAUGAGAGAAAACAUUUUAAUUCAUUGCACACAUUUUUAUAUGAAAUAAUACCAUAUUUUCUCCCUUGACAUAAAAAUUAUUUCACUAAUUGUAUAACUUGGUCUCAUAAAGCUUUUUCAAUGAUUGUGUCAGUGAACAAUUUCAUGGCAAUCUCAGCUUUAGAUACAUGAGAUUGUGUCUCAGAGUUUCUUGGGAAAUUCAAUCUGAAAGAAUCUUUUCACAUAAAUUUUUUUUUCUGUUCAGUUAUGUAUUAUUUCUUCAAUUUUUGUGUUAACUGAUACUUCACAUAAUAAUUUCAUGUACCUUAAUAAAAAAUCUUAGCUAGUAAAAUUAAGAAAAAUCAGUUCAUAAUAAAACAAGAUUAAGGUAACACACAAACAAUUAGACGAAAAAUUAAAUGAAAAGAUGAGAAAAACAUUCCAUAAGCAGUGUGAAUGCUCAUUAGACACAUAUUCAACAGACACAGAUGCAAGGACAUCCUUAAAGAAUUUAUUUUUAAUAUAUAUUUAUUAAUUGUCAUAAUGAUCUUCAGUAGCACAAGCAUAUAUUUGAACUUAGAGUCUAUAGAUCUUAUCUUUUGCAUGUAUGUAACAUAGCUUAAUUUAUUAUUCCUAGAGGAUUUGUUUGACGGCUACAUGGAACAAAAAUUGAAACUCAGUUCAUUAUGUCUCUCAUCUAGUGGGGAUUCAUGAAAUCUUAAUUUUAUUCAACACUUUAAAAAUAAAUCAGCAAUAGUUGUCUUAGUUGUCUUAUUAAACUCAAGAUAUGGUGCCCAAUUUAUCUUCUCUUUUUAGAGCUUUGUUGACAUUUAUCCACAGAUAUAAUAAUAAUAAUAAUAAUGCUUUCAUAUUCUAAAUAAGUAUAAUAAAUAAUACUCAUAUUGUAAGGUCAAUAGAAAGAUAAAAUAAAUUAUUGUGCUCCUGGUGUCUGGAAUACAAUAAAUAGGAAAUAAAUGCAGUUUUUAGUUUUGUUGGCUCAUAGUGCAGUAAAAUCACAUUAAGAAAUUGAAACCUAAAUAUCUUAGUAAGUUUCCCCAAAUUUUCUUAAUUUAGGAUUAGGUCUAGUUCAAGAGUGCUAUUGACCAGUGUUUGUAUAUACUUGCUACAAGUUUCAUACAUUAAAUUCACCCUGGCAUUAUUUUUCCUAUAUUAGAAAUAAGGAAUCAUAUAAAUCAUGUGUUAUCAUCCUUCCCAGUUCCUUCUUGGUGCAUAAAACAUUUUCCUUCUGUUCACAGUCAAGUUGAAGCAAUGUAACUGAGCUAAAGUAACCAGGAUUGUGCUCAACAGUGCAGAGGUCAUAACCCUCACCCAUUACAAGUGAUAGGGAUCACCAGGUGACAGAGCCAUGACUUUAUCCCUUGCCUCCCAUUCUCCUGAUCAUUUCACUACUGUCAGGCUGAUAUAGGGGAAAGAAACUCCUAACCUGCUAGAGGUCUGGUGAAAGAUUCUUGCCUUAGUAGAAAUUAUGGCAAUGGUCUAAUGUGGUGGAAGACCAAGGCAAGAUCACCUACCACAUCUUGCUUUUUCCUCAUCCUUAAUUGCAACAGGAAGGGUCCUGUUUGUGUGCAAAGAAAAUUCCAGUCAGUUCUUUGCAUGCCCACCCUAAGCGCCACCCUGGUCAGAGGUUAUAUAUAUAGAUCCCAUACCCCACAUCCAGCAGAGGAAGCCAGGCUGCCAGUGGUCAAGGAGUUCUCUCCACAUCCUUGUAAUAAAGGCCAUCUUACUUUAUAUUCUCUCGUUACGCUGAAAAUUUUCAUAAUGGUGCCAUGACUCGCAUGGCAGAGUGAGCUGGCUCCUGGGAAUACUCCCCAGUUUGAGCCCCCUGCCUAAGAACCACUUUUGUUCCUCAGGGACUGUUCACUGGCACUGCUAAUCCUCAUGCAACAGUGACCUUCCUCACUUCACACAGGUGAGCUGCCAUCUGGGAUUUCUGUUUCCGUUGCUUAGGAAGCUUGGGGCAGAAAACAUACCCUGCCAUCCCAGAACAGGGAUACCAGUUUUCAUGUUCCUUAGGCUGUAUGGCUUGAGGCAAAACUGAUAUUUUUGUUCCCUGGGAGCCCGUCCCACACUCUUCCAGUGAUUGGCCAAGGAGAAUGGGUGUUGGGACUUUCCAUGACACACUUCCAAAAUAAGUGACUAUCUCUUUUGUUAAGUGUGACCCAGGACAGCUUCCAUGUUCCUUGGGAGAGAGCUAAAGCUCUUAUAUCCUGAGGAGAAGUUGUUCUCUCAGCUCAUUUAUAAUUUGGUCAUGGGGAUCACUUCCUGUCCCCUGUAAAACAACCUUGGGACACCUGGUUCAUAACCGUGCUGCUCUUGGCCUCUAGAAGGCUAUAAAAACCAAAAAGCUGAUCUUUUAUUUAUGUUUUUGUCACAAAGGUGGCAAGCUGGCAGAAAUCCUUCAUCUUUAGGCGUAUUUCACUUUGAGGAUGUGUUCUUCUCUUGCUCUGUCUAGUAUAAUGGCCCAAAUACUUCUGGCUCGCUCUGCUCCACCAGGAUCUAUCCCUCCCUCCUCACCGAACCCCUUUAGAUGAUACAUCUCCUGUCUUUAUGGCUCCUCCCUGUAUCUCUCAUACCAAACCCCAUAGACUUCUCAGCCAGAGGUUUCUGUGCCCCCUGCACUGUCCUCUCCCCCUUUCUCACCCACAGUGGCCUCUAAUCCUUCCCUUAGUGUCUAUCCCUAGUCUCCAACUUCCACCCCCCCUUGAGCUGUCUGUUCCAUCUGAGGGUUCUUUGUCCACUUCCCCUGUGUCACCAUUUUCUCCAACAGCUCACUAUACAUGGUCUCUGAUGUUCCCACCUUCUGGCAGGCCACAUGAUUGUCAGCAGCCAUAUUGCUGCAGCUCACUUGGAGGGAAGCCACCAUCUUGUGGCCAUCCACCAUGUGGCAGGGUGCUGCCAUCUUGCGAUGGGUCUCACCGUCAAUGGCCGCCCCCUUGUGGUUCCUCAUGUGAUCAGCAGCAGGCAUCCUGCUGAGGGUCACAUGAUGACCAGCCACCACCUUGUGCCCCUUCACUGUGUUACCAGCAGCCACUAGGCUGCUGUGGGUCACACAGUGACCCAUCAACAGCCUGCAUUUCCUUGUCACAUGGUGACAAGUGGCUGUUUUGUAGCCAAUCAUUGGGUAAUUGCCCACACAUGUGGCCAUCUACUCCACACCUUCUCAGCUUUGAUCUCUACUCCCACUUCAAAAACAGGCUGUCCCCAAGGAUGCAUAUACCUUUCUCCCUCUCUGAGCUAUCUCAGAUUAGCCAUAAUUUAGGAUCCUUUUCUGCUACUCUUAUUUCAAGAGAUGUCUAUUAAUUGAUCUACAAAAAGUUUCACACCAGUCUAUUUAUUAUAGUUCAAAUUUGCCAAAUAUAUUUGAGUACACUCUGAUUUUAUAACAUUUUUCAGUUCAUAUAUCUGUUGUCUGUCCAUUUGCCUGCUCUGCAAACAUAUGUUUCUUUCUAUUUGAGCUCAACAAUUUUUUUCUUCCUCUUUUACAUUUUCAGAUCAUUUAAUCAAGGUUUAUUUGGGUUAUAGAUUUUAAAAAUAUGCUUCCACCUAGGUUGCCAGCUGGUCAAAAUGAUGCUAAAAUUGGUUAAACAAAAUCCUUUGGGGUGAGGAGACAUUAGACAAGACUUCAACUGAUAAACAAGAAAGUGGUCACCUGGUAACUUUAACCAGCUCUUGUUCAUUAAUUGGAGGCUCCAAUAAUUUCCAUAGCCUUAUGAGAGGCACCUCAACUAAAGUUCAUAUGACUAAGACAAUUCAUUGUUGUUGAUCUGAUGGUAUAUUCAUUCCUUCAAAUAUAAAAUUGAGAUUAUUUAUGAUGACAAGUGUUUUCUUUUAGAUCCAGAUGUCUACAUUUUUCUUGUGCUCCAGUGAGGAGAUUCAGGUCAGACCAACAUGAGGUCACCAGUCAAAUGAUAAUUUUUAAACAAAAACUUAUGUAAUGCAUAUAUGAUACUUAGAGAUGCUUAAAUAGUGAGCAGUCCAAACAAUGUCACAAAUUUCUUCAGUGCUCAAAUAGUAAAACACCCAUGGUUAAUAAAAAAAUAAUAGUUCUAUUUAAUGUUCUAUGUUAAGCUUACUGCCUCUACUGCAUUGUAUUGUCAUCAAUAUUCUAGAUGUUGAACAACUAAAAUUAAGUGAUUAAUUAUAAAUUCCUUUUGCUGGGAUCCUCCAGGUCUUUUUCAGAAAAAAAAGGUUAUAUGAUACAUAUUGGGGCUAUAAUUAACUACUCAACUGGUGUGAAAUUACACUGUAACUGAUCUCUCUCCUAAAUAAAAAGGUAAAAUUAAUAAAACAGGCCAUCCUCCAAAAAUCAAAUGGCAUUAGACACUCUAACAACAUAAGAGAUACUUAUACAAUUGUAAAACCUAAAUGUGUGUAUGACAAAUAAAUGACAUGUCAGUUUCUAGAA
This is a messenger RNA of Cavia porcellus (domestic guinea pig), 9295 nucleotides long. It is a transcript of the gene Spock3, whose product is annotated as SPARC (osteonectin), cwcv and kazal like domains proteoglycan 3. Bases 139 to 1440 code for a protein of 433 amino acids. NCBI's taxonomy places the organism in Eukaryota, Metazoa, Chordata, Mammalia, Rodentia, Caviidae. The transcript has 11 exons. Gene Ontology annotation, molecular function: protein binding; extracellular matrix binding; collagen binding. The record is from RefSeq and is a predicted model, not a curated record. Gene Ontology annotation, biological process: anatomical structure development.